Messenger RNA from Striga hermonthica, 2460 nucleotides. Lineage: Eukaryota; Viridiplantae; Streptophyta; Magnoliopsida; Lamiales; Orobanchaceae. The record is from the annotation of a GenBank genome assembly.
AUGCAUUAUGGUUAUGAUGUUUCGUGCGCUAGUGAUGAAGAUGAGUUGUUGAACACACAAUGUCCCCGGCAUUUGGAACUUAGAUGGCAGACUGAAGUGAGUUCUAGCGUAUACGCGUCACCUUUGAUUGCUGAUAUUAACAGUGAUGGAAAGCUUGAAGUUGUCGUUCCUUCUUUUGUGCAUUACUUGGAAGUCUUAGAAGGCUCUGAUGGGGAUAAACUGCCAGGAUGGCCGGCUUUUCAUCAGUCAACGGUUCACUCUAGUCCUCUUCUAUAUGAUAUUGACAAGGACGGCGUUAGGGAAAUUGCUUUAGCCACAUACAAUGGUGAAGUGCUCUUUUUCAGGGUGUCGGGCUAUACUAUGUCAGACAAAUUGGUGGUUCCGAGGUUGAAAGUUAAAAAGGAUUGGCAUGUUGGCUUGCAUACUGAUCCUGCUGACCGUUCUCAUCUAGAUGUUCAUGAUGACCAGUUAAUCCAGGAGUCUUUUUUGGACUCAUUAGAUCAGCCCAAUGGGAGUAAAUCUACAGCAAAUAUUACGAGUUCCAUAGCAGCUCAUAAUGACUCAUCUCAUUCUGCCCCAGAACGUGACACCUUGAAUAGCACUAUUUCUGCUGAUAUUCAACAUGACAAUCAGCUCAAUGCAUCUCAAGGAGAUACCCAAGGCCAAGGGGAAAGAAACGGAAGUCUACUAGAUCCGGGCGUUAAGCUGCCUCUAAUUACGAAUAACUCUUCUUCGGCUUCUGGAUCUAAGAAAGUUAGCAAUGGGGACAGUGGAAAUUCAGCGAGAAGAAAGCUUCUAGAAGAUAACGACCCAAAAGUCCAUGAGGAUGCCCAUACUGCAACAGUGGAAAAUGAGGGUGGUCUAGAAGCAGAUGCUGACUCAUCAUUUGAGUUGCUUAGGGACAGUGAUGAACUGGGGGAUGAGUAUAACUAUGAUUACGAUGACUAUAUUGAUGAUUCCAUGUGGGGGGACGAGGAGUGGACUGAAGCACAACAUGAGAAACUGGAAGAUUAUGUUAAUAUAGAUGCACACAUUUUGUGCACUCCAGUAAUAGCAGACAUUGAUAAGGAUGGUGUCUUCGAGAUGAUUGUUGCUGUUUCCUACUUCUUUGAUCGAGAGUAUUAUGACAAUCCAGAGCAUAUGAAGGAACUUGCUGGUAUUGAUAUUGGAAAAUAUAUAGCUGGUGGCAUUGUUGUCUUCAACCUUGACACAAAGCAAGUGAAGUGGAGUGUUCAGCUGGAUCUGAGCUCUGAUAAUGCAAAUUUCCGUGCCUACAUAUACUCUUCUCCUAGCGUUGUUGAUUUGGACGGUGAUGGGAACUUGGACAUUCUUGUUGGCACUUCUUUUGGCUUGUUUUAUGUUAUAGACCACAGAGGAAAAGUUAGAGAGAAAUUCCCCCUUGAGAUGGCUGAAAUCCAAGGAGCAGUAAUUGCAGCCGAUAUAAAUGAUGACGGGAAAAUCGAAUUAGUGACUACUGAUUCCCAUGGUAAUGUUGCUGCCUGGACUCCACAGGGAAAAGAGAUUUGGGAAACGCAUGUUAAGAGCCUCGUUCCUCAGGGUCCCAGCAUUGGAGAUGUAGAUGGUGAUGGCCACACUGAUGUUGUUGUCCCAACAGUAUCUGGAAACAUAUACGUUCUUAGUGGCAAGGAUGGAUCAAUCGUGCGGCCCUAUCCAUACAGAACGCACGGUAGAGUAAUGAAUCAAGUACUCCUAGUUGACUUGAAAAGGCGUGGGGAAAAGCAAAAAGGACUCACUAUAGUCACAACAUCAUUCGAUGGGUAUCUAUACCUCAUAGAUGGGCCCACGUCCUGUGCGGAUGUUGUGGAUAUUGGAGAAACAUCAUAUAGCAUGGUCUUGGCCGACAAUGUAGAUGGUGGGGAUGAUCUCGAUCUUAUAGUUACCACCAUGAACGGCAACGUGUUUUGCUUCUCUACUCCUGUGCCACAUCAUCCUCUGAAAGCUUGGAGGUCACCUAAUCAAGGUAGGAAUAAUGCAGCACCCCGGUAUAAUCGCCAGGGGAUUUACGUCACGCCAUCAUCACGUGCCUUCCGAGAUGAAGAAGGGAAGAACUUUUGGGUUGAAGUGGAGAUCGUGGACAGAUAUAGAUUCCCGUCUGGCUCCCAAGCACCUUAUAAUGUCACGGUGAGCUUAUUAGUUCCUGGUAACUACCUUGGAAACAGAACACUCAAGCAGAACCAAAUAUUUGAUCGACCUGGGAAGCAUCGGAUUAAACUUCCUACGGUGGGGGUAAGGACUACCGGGUCUGUACUGGUUGAGAUGAUCGACAAGAAUGGGAUCUAUUUUUACGAUGAUUUCUCGCUCACGUUCCACAUGUAUUACUACAAGCUGUUGAAAUGGCUCGUUGUACUCCCAAUGCUAGGAAUGUUUGGCAUUCUUGUCAUUUUGCGGCCCCAAGAAGGCAUGCCUUUGCCUUCAUUUUCACGCAACACUGACUUGUGA